AUGUCAAGUCUGAACUCUCUCUCACCAACAAUCGAACAAGUAGUCAACGAUUCUCAAGUGGAUUAUUAUAUACACAUGCCAAACCAAGGAUCCGCAUUGAGCACAAUGUCAUCAAACGCCAAUAAUUUCUACAUCAACUUACCAGCUCAUAAUUUACCAACCACAUCUAAUCGACCACAGCUGCCACCAUAUGCCCUUCCAUCCACGAAUAUCGCAUAUAGUAAUGAUAAUAAUCCCAAUCUCCUUCUAAUGGACAGUAACCACCCACAUUCACACAUCAACAACAUUGACAUGGAAGCACACCCACUGCAUGUCAUCGUGAGAGAAUUAUUGUCUCUACAUAAAUUCAUGCUUAUUGCUAUCUCCCGUGAUGAAUUCGGACAGGUCAAAACUAUCUUGACUCGUCUUCGUGAAAUCUUGAAUAGUGAUUUGUUGGUGGUCAACGCCGCUGAUGCUGGUGGUGACGCUGCUGUAUCUGGAAACAAUCAGAUGUCAGAGUCAACAAUCUUGUUGAAACGAAGCAUUGCGUAUCUGACUCAUGAGAUGGUCACCAUGUCUCGUCCGCAGCGUCUGGAGCAGUUGGUGACAGCUCGCGCUGCCGCUCCAGUCGUCACUCGUCCGAGUAGACGUAAUCGAGAGAUCCAGGAUCAAGAAGCAGAAAGAUACGAUGAAGGCGGUGGUGGUGAUCCAGACGCCACAGCCUCACCUUCUUCUGCUGGUCCUGCAUCCCCAAGUACCCAAACGUCAAAACGAUACACAACUCGCAAACUCAACAAGUCUGAAAGUGCUUUCGCCAAAGCAAUUGCUAAAUCUACUGGUAGAUCAGUGUCUGAUGAAGAAUCAGAUCUCAGUCCUGUAGAAUACGACGACGAUGGCCAUGAACACGACUAUGACGAACAAGACUUUCAAGAUGUCGCUAAACAUCCAAGUGAUGAUAGUGAUGAUUACCGUCCUACAAACUCUACUCGUGCUGUACGCUCUAGGCGAGGGACCUCGUAUGUCGCAUCUGGUAGUCAUCAACCAGUUGCAAAGAAACGUCGUGGUAGUAAUAGUAGUGGUGGUAGUCGUCCCAAGGCAAAGAAGAGUUUUGUUGGUGAUGGAAAUAGUGGGAUUGUCAAACGUCCAAAUCAUUCUGCUGAUGUCUCUCGAGUCUUGAAGGAAUGGCUAUUCAGUCACAAGGAGCACCCUUAUCCUUCCGACGAAGAGAAGGACAGGCUAUGUCAGCAAACUGGACUCUCAAUCACUCAAUGCAACAACUGGUUUAUCAAUGCUCGUCGAAGGCUCUUGCCUCCCAAAAACUCGUAA
Synchytrium microbalum is the source of this 1305-nucleotide messenger RNA. RefSeq lists its product as uncharacterized. The transcript is spliced from 3 exons. The record is from RefSeq and is a predicted model, not a curated record. Lineage: Eukaryota; Fungi; Chytridiomycota; Chytridiomycetes; Synchytriales; Synchytriaceae. Bases 1 to 1305 code for a protein of 434 amino acids. Gene Ontology annotation, molecular function: DNA binding. Gene Ontology annotation, biological process: regulation of DNA-templated transcription.